AGACAGCGUAUCUCUCUUUCUCUCUCUUGCGCGUCUUUCUCAGACACACUCUCGAAGCUUGUCCUCCGAAGUCUACUUGUUAGGUUGAUUUCUUUCUUAUCGGGUUUCGAAUUCAACACCAUACUUGAUUGGGAGCUCGUUUCGGUGAAGGAUUUCGGUAAUUGGAUUGCAUGGAGAGGCAGCGGCGACUAUUUUGAGUAGAUGAUCAAACCGUCAGGUGGCAACUGCUGCUGUAGGGCAGAGUGGGUAAAAGGAACAAAACGCAGUGCUUGGUUAGAUUAUUGGAUAUGACCGUAGGGAAGAAAGCUAAGUACCCUGGUGGGUACUAUGGUAAUGCAUUUGAGACGGCGGGUGAAUCAGAGGGUUCCGGUUGCUCGGGCCGAAUUGACACUGAGCUUACGGCUUCAGAAGAUUCAAGUACCCCAAUGAGGAAAUGUAUUAGUUUAAAUUCCAAUAAUCGUGACACAUUUGGUGUUCCCAUGCAAGUUCAUUCCUUGUCAAACAUGUUGCCAUCUGAAAGAAAGGAGUUAGUGCAUAGGUUGAAAUCGGAACUUGAACAUAUUCAGGUUCUUCAGAAGAAAUUUGAAUUGCAAAGGACAAAUGCUGUAACUGUGUCAUCAUCUAGUGAUAUUCUUAGCUGCAGUAAUGGACAAAUUGGGCCACGGAUAGAAAAUGUCAAAAAAUCAUCAGCAAUGACUUCUGGGCUGGUAAAGAAAUCAAAUCCCCUGGGCCAUGGGCCAGGAAAGAAAUUGAAUUCUGCAGGUCAGAAGCAACGUGGGUGGAAUCGUGGUACUUCUGGCAGGUUUGAGUCCACACCAAGCACUGCAAAUGCAAUUUUGAUGAAACAGUGUGAGAGUCUGUUGAAACGUUUGAUGUCCCAUCAGUAUGCUUGGGUUUUUAACACCCCUGUUGAUGUAGAGAAGUUGAAUAUUCUGGAUUAUUACACUAUCAUUAAACAUCCUAUGGAUUUGGGAACAAUAAAGAACAAGUUGGCCUCAGGAGCUUGCUCCUGCCCGUUGAAUUUUCUUGGUGAUGUGAGGCUUACCUUUGCCAAUGCAAUGACCUACAAUCCACCUGGAAACGAUUACUACAUCAUGGCUGAUACUCUUAGUAAAUAUUUUGAAGUGAGAUGGAAAGCUAUUGAGAAGAAACUACCCAAGGCUGAUGCCCAACCAUUACCGGCAAAAUCUGGUUCUCAUGAAGGCGUGGAAAUUGCUAAAAGAGUGAUGCCUCCCUCAAAAAAGAGGAAAAUCACUUCACUGCCUCAUGAAGUCAUGCCAAAGCCUGUUAAGCGUGUAAUGACUGCUGAGGAGAAGCACAAUUUAGGCAGAGAAUUGGAGUCUUUGCUUGGAGAAAUGCCUCUUCAUAUCAUUGAUUUCUUGAGGGAGCAUAGUUCUAAUGGAAGGGAAUGUGGAGAGGACGAGAUUGAGAUUGAUAUUGACGAUCUCAGUGAUGAUACCUUGUUCACUUUACGGAAGCUUUUGGAUGACUAUUUGCAGGAGAAGCAAAAGAACCAUCCAAGGGCUGAGCCUUGUGAAAUAGAGCUGUUGAAUGAAUCAGGGCCGAGCAAUUCAUCCAUGCAGCCCUGCAAAGGGAAUGACCCGGGUGAUGAGGAUGUUGACAUUGGUGGAAAUGAGCCUCCUAUCUCAAGCUACCCUUCUGUGGAAAUAGAAAAGGAUGCAGCCAAUAGAAGCAGCCGCUGUAUCAGCUCAGGCAACUCCAGUGAUUCAGACUCUAGCAGUUCUUCUGAAAGUGAAUCUGAUGCAAAGGUGCCAGAAACUGUAGAUUCUGGGGCUCAAUUAGACGAAAAGACUAGUGUUGCUGAUCCUCUUGAAGGAAAUCAAUCUGUUAGUGGAUUGGAUCAAGUUGAACAGACUUCCCAGCAAAAGCCAAGUUCUGUUGAAUCAGAUUGCCAUCAAGAUGGGGACAGUGGUCCAACUGAGAGGCAGGUCUCCCCUGAAAAGCUCUAUCGGGCUGCUCUUUUAAAGAGCCGAUUUGCUGAUACAAUCUUAAAUGCUCGAGAAAAGACAUUUCCACAGGGUGAGACAUGGGAUCAUGAGAAAGUGCGACGGAAAAGGGAGGAGCUGGAACUGGAGAAGUCUAAAGAGAAAGCGCGGUUACAAGCAGAAGCCAAGGCUGCUGAAGAUGCUCGAAUGCGAGCGGAAGCAGAAGCUGCUGCUGAGAUCAGACGCAAGAGGGAGCUCGAGAGAGAAGCAGCACGGCAGGCAUUGCUGCAGAUGGAAAAGACUGUUGAAAUCAAUGAUAAUUCUCGGUUUCUCGAAGACUUAGAAAUGCUUCGGACUGCCCCUGCGGAUCAAUUACCCAGUUCUGUAGAUGAGACAAGCCCAGAUCACUCACAGGAUGGCUUGGGUGGUUUCAAGUUUGGGGGCUCUAACCCUUUGGAACAACUUGGUUUGUUCAUGAAAGAGGAUGAAGAGGAGGAAGUUGAGCCACCCAGUAAUCCUGUAAAUGAUGUAGAGGAGGGAGAGAUUGAUUAAGUUACAUCACUUUUUGUGUUCAUUAAUGAAUUUAGUAAAGAAUAGAAAUGAAGUUCAUUUGUUUUAGGGUCUCUUUGAA
This is a messenger RNA of Corylus avellana, 2577 nucleotides long. Its product is annotated as transcription factor GTE8. Gene Ontology annotation, molecular function: protein binding. The record is from RefSeq and is a predicted model, not a curated record. NCBI's taxonomy places the organism in Eukaryota, Viridiplantae, Streptophyta, Magnoliopsida, Fagales, Betulaceae.